AUGAGUGCAGACGCGCAGUGUCUCUUCGUCUGGGCUGUCUUGACAGAGCACGGCUUUCAGUCUUUUCUUUUCACAGAAUACUUGGGGACCAGUGCAGCCACAUCUAUAGGCUAUCCCCUCCUGGACCGUGAUUUCGGCAUCUUCCGGUGUCCCCAUUGCCCGAGGAGGUUCAGGCACCAGGGCCACCUCCUCCGGCACAUCAAGACCGCCCACAUUAGGGAAGCCGAGCGCCCGUUCCCGUUCCUCUGCGAACAGUGCGGCCUCAAGUUUGACCAGAGAGAGGGCUUCCUGGAGCACCUGUCCACCCAUGCCAGCAAUUCCGCCUACAAGUGCCGGCACUGCUCGGCGUCAUUCUUCAGCGAGUUUCAGCUCAUGGUUCACAGGCAGAAGUGCCAUCCAGUCAAGUGUCCGCCGUACCCGCGGGCCAGCUCAGAGGGUCCGCCAGCAGACUGGAAGGCAGCAGCUGUCAAGGAAGAGCCGUACCGCUGCGAACGGUGUACCGAGACGUUUGAUCAGCCGUCGCUGCUGAUGAGGCACCGGCUGACACACCACACCAAUAUGGAGUUGUUUCAGUGCCACCUCUGCCCCAAGGACUUCAUCAGGAAAGGACACCUUGCGCGGCACCUUCGUACCCACACGCCGCCACCGCCGUAGAUGAUUACCCGCUCGCUUUAUUUCGUCGGACUGUUUAACGGUUGUCGGAUUACUUCCUAGGGCGUGGCCCUCCUUGAAUGAUACUGGAAAUGAUCAUCAGGCGUCAAAGGGACGGUGUGUUGUGAAUCAUGCCCAGGGGCACUACUAGGUGAUUAAUGACAUCUGCUGAUGGACAUUGCUGUUCUGCUGUUGGCAGUUUUUUUUCUUCUCUCGUUUGCUCGGAAUCUGAUGGUAUACUCCGCUCACCCCUAAGUUGAAAAUGAGUGGAAGCUACAUCCGCGUUGGACCAGUCAUACGCCUCUCUUUCGCCACGUCAUCAUGCUCCUGUCCAUACUCACGUGCAGAGAGCCAGGUCAGGUGAUAAAGGGGAGGCGGCUGACUGGUCCGGCCGGCACGUAGUUCCCACCACAGUCUAACUUAGAGUUAAACGGAGUGUGAGAUCUGAAUGUGUGGAAGUGUUGCCAAAGAUGAAGGAAGUUUGGGGUUUGCCAUUUGGGUUGGAUAUGUGCCAAUUUUCUCUUGGGAUCUGGGUGUCGUCGUUUUUCUGUCGAUAAGUAAAUCAUAUGUAAAGAUAUCUUGUCCCUUACGCUUCACAAUUGAUGGCUGGUGGGUCCUCUGUGAUUUGUGCCAAAUGCGACGAAAUGUGUGCUGGGUCUUUACGGUCAAGGUCAAACAGUUCUCACCUCCAUGCUUGAGGGCUGGAUUGCGAUGCAAGGCCCACAUGUUCAAUGCCUUCCGUCAUUACACCACUGUUUCAAACUUUGCAUCAGUGUUGACAGUACACUCUUGUGUGACUGGGAACUGUCUUGAAGUGUCAGAAAACGUGCUGGUGAUAUCAGUUGUCUUUCUCAUCUUUUCUUUAUUUUCAUGAUUGUUGUGGCAAAGACCCAGUUGUAGCAUCAUUUUGUUCAUACAUCCAGUUAUGGCUGCUGAUCAUUUGUAAUUGUGCGAGUGCCCACAGGGUGCGGUCUUUAUUUAAGCUAAUUUAAUGUGUUGCUGUAUGGCCUUCCUGGCUUUUACCUUUGGUAAAUCAAAAUGUACAGUGCAAGUGGUAACCUAUGCCAUUCUUUUGGUUUUGCUGAAUGCCCUUGCUUACAAUGGAAAGAUCACACCCUGUCUUGUUCUGUAUAAGUCCCAGCUUGAAAUGGGACGAAGGCACUAAGGCGGACCGUGCCGCUUUUACUUUGGUUCGUGAAGCUUGGCAACCAGCACUUUCAGAAUUUUAUUUGUGGCUCAUAAACCGUUCUAUGGGAGUCAAGGCCAUCUAUCGGAGAUUCAUACUUGAGAGUGAAUAAUGGACAAGGGGCUCACAGACUGGACAGGAUCUCAAGAUCUCAUCCUCAUGUGUUUCUCCCUGCAUAAUUCUUCAGUCGCCAAGUUUUUGUCAUGUCACAUUUAUAUCAACUCGUCUGCACUUUCUGCCUUUUACUGAACACUUUUGUACCCGCACCUUUAUAUAUUAGCUUUUCUGGCUGCCCUGGCAGAAACACCGACUAUUUCUUGUGGUAUGGAUCUUGAUGUGGCUGUGGCUAUAUGAAAAUAUGACACCCAACUUCCAAGAAUGCAUUGCACUUUAACAAUUUGGCAGACAUGUUGUAAAGAGACUCACUGAGCUGCUGCAGCUUUUCCUUUAAUCGAUUAAAUUGCUAAUGUCAGCACAUCGAUAUAUGAAAAAAAAAGAAGAAAACUUUAGCUUAUUCGAGUACAAGUUGAAAAAGGCAGAGAGAAGAGUUUACAAUGGAUCAAUGUCAUUAUACUUUCCUUGAUGUUUUUGUUAGAUGCUCCAGUGGCUGGGUGUGUACUGGCAAAUCGUCUUCGUUUAGAAAUCGUUGAACGGGGGAGCGGUCAGCUCAUGCUACGGUUGUACGCAACAAUUUCCGCUGCUGCUACUAAGUACUGCUACUGUUUCUAUAGCUCCCUGAACCAUUUUUACUACCACCACUACCAAGUUCUACGACUGUUUGCGAAGGUUACAUUGAUAGUUUAAAACCAGAACUUAUUGCGCCUGUGGCUAUUCACUCUAGGUUUUAUUGAAAAGUAAAGUUUAUGAAUAAUGAUGGUCCGUCAUAUGACGGUUCGAUCAAAUAUCAAGUAUGCAACAUAUUUUGCUGGGACAGUUCUUAUGGGACCUAGCAUUUUAGCACGCCUGUGCUACAAAACGUUUUCCGAAUUCCCGGUGUGAGAGCAUUUUGGCAUGAAGUUCCGUGGGCGUGGCACGAGUGAGUGCAAACGUUCCUUGGAGCAACUCACUGAAUCCUUUUGUCUCCAUUGAGCAACAUGCAGUGACUUAGAGUGAGUUCCCAAAACAUUGCUUUCGUUCCCACUGUGAAUUAUCUUUCGCCCCAAGUUCGUACAAAGGUCCUUCUCCCCUCCCUUCCUGACGGUACCCUUUGUUUCCUCGACUUUCCUAUCGAGGAAUGAUCGAACUGGGCCUCUGUCUUCCGAAAGUGUUGGGGACGCAAAAUGUUCUUGUGUUUUCUAUACUAUAAAGCAACCAUUUGAUGUCUCCUGUUGCUGCAAAGUACAGAGCUACUAGGCAUAAGCUGUUCCAUUUGUCUAGAAUGGGUCUUCUUUACGUAAAACGCAGGCCACAUUUGAGACCUCAAAAAAUGAUGUUACUCAAGUAUUGCUCAGAUGUCUAGUCAUUGAAAUCGUUCACAAUUGUGGCACUCUUGAUUCUGAGCAAGAACUUUGGCCUUUCAGUGUAGCUUUGCUGUGUCAUAGCAGUGCCUUUGAUGUAUGUAGCGUUGGUGUUGACAGUAUAUGGUUCCAGCAUUUCAUAAUAAAUCUAAUUUUUUAUCCGCCA
Ixodes scapularis (black-legged tick) is the source of this 3460-nucleotide messenger RNA. RefSeq names its product zinc finger protein 436. Gene Ontology annotation, biological process: regulation of transcription by RNA polymerase II. NCBI's taxonomy places the organism in Eukaryota, Metazoa, Arthropoda, Arachnida, Ixodida, Ixodidae. The transcript has 4 exons. Gene Ontology annotation, molecular function: chromatin insulator sequence binding. The record is from RefSeq and is a predicted model, not a curated record. Gene Ontology annotation, cellular component: chromosome. The coding region runs from base 1 to 654 and encodes 217 amino acids.